Molecule: messenger RNA, 5948 nt
Organism: Oryzias latipes (Japanese medaka)
Lineage: Eukaryota; Metazoa; Chordata; Actinopteri; Beloniformes; Adrianichthyidae
Gene: slit3
Product: slit homolog 3 (Drosophila)
Biological process (GO): axon guidance; negative chemotaxis
Molecular function (GO): heparin binding; Roundabout binding; calcium ion binding
Source: RefSeq, a predicted model, not a curated record
CGCUCUCGUUUCUGGUGACAUCGACGCAGAGGGAGGGAGGAUUGUGAGGAAAACCUAAAUACAAAUCUGCCCGCCUCACUAGUCUCUCAAAGCCUCACGGCGCGCCUGGCUGUUACGCUUCUCCUCUUCCCCAAAACUUUUCCUUUUUAUUUUAACCAAACUGCGAGUCAUUUUGUUUUGGAGCUGCGGGGGGAUGCUAUCUGGAAGGAGGUCACAAACCAGCAACUUGGUUGCAACCUGGAAAGCUUAAGAGUCAGGCUAAACUUGGGAAGUUGGUGAAUGGGGAGCAUUUGGAGGAACUUUUACGCAUCGAUCUGGGCGACGCCUCUACCUGCUUAAAGCGCGUCCUGCGUGUCUCAUCACAACCAAAACUUUCUUAUUCUGCUUCCAUGGCAAUUUUUUCCCCCUCGGACCCUUAUUGAUCGACAGAAGUUGUGGUGUUAAAAACAGUAUCCAUCGUUUGAGCGCUAUCAGUGCGCUAUAACCCAUCCCCACGGAUUUUUAAUUUUAAUUUUAUUGUUCUUAUUUUUUUGCAAACUUGUCCGGAACUUAUUCUGCUGGAUAUCAUGGCUUCAGUGGCACCGGAGAAGCGCGCAGCGCCGCGCCGGGUUUGGGCUCUGCUCCUCGCUCUGCUCCUGUGCGCAACGCCGGUGGAUGGAUGCCCACACAAGUGCAGCUGCUCCGGGUCGCAUGUGGACUGCCAGGGUCUGGGGCUCAAAACUGUGCCCAAAGGAGUACCGAGGAACGCAGAGCGCCUGGACCUGAACAGGAACAACAUCACCAGAAUUACCAAAGUGGACUUUGCCGGCUUCAAAAACCUCAGGAUUCUUCAUCUGGAGGACAACCAAAUCAGUGUAAUCGAAAGAGGAGCCUUCCAAGACCUCCGACUGCUGGAAAGACUUCGUCUGAACCGAAACAAGCUCCAGUUUCUACCAGAGCUUCUCUUCCAGUCCAACCCCAAACUAGGACGAGUGGACCUUAGUGAGAACCAGAUCCAGGCAGUUCCCAGGAAAGCUUUCAGAGGAAUCACUGGUGUGAAGAACCUGCAGCUGGACAGCAACCAUAUCAGCUGCAUCGAAGAUGGAGCUUUCCGAGCGCUGCGCGAUCUGGAGAUCCUCACCCUCAACAACAACAACAUCACCCUCAUUCCACUGUCCAGCUUCAACCAUAUGCCCAAGCUGCGGACCCUCCGCCUCCACUCCAACAACCUGCACUGUGACUGUCACCUGGCCUGGCUCUCUGAUUGGCUCAGAGCCAGACGAGGCUUGGCUCCCUUCACCCAGUGCAUGUCCCCUGCCCACAUGAGGGGCCUGAAUGUCCCAGAUGUGCAGAAGAAGGAUUUUGUCUGCAGUGGUCCGCCACAGACGGAACCACGCACCUGUGCUGCUCAGGUAUCCGUGUGUCCUCCCAGCUGCAGCUGCAACAACAACAUAGUGGACUGUCGUCGCAAAGGCCUCCUUGAAAUACCAGCCAACCUCCCAGAGGGCAUUGUGGAGAUACGCUUGGAGCAGAACCUGAUAAAAAGCAUCCCAGCAGGAGCUUUUUCUCCCUACAAGAAGCUCAAGAGAAUCGACUUGAGUAAGAACCAGAUUUCUGACAUCGCUGCAGAUGCUUUCAAUGGACUCCGCUCACUCACCUCACUGGUUCUGUAUGGAAAUAAGAUUACCGAGUUGCCCAAGGGGUUGUUUGAUGGACUGGUGUCCCUGCAGCUUCUAUUGCUGAAUGCCAACAAAAUAAACUGCUUGAGGGUCAACACCUUCCAGGACCUGCAAAACCUCAGCCUCCUGUCGUUGUAUGACAACAAGCUGCAAACCAUCAGCAAAGGACUCUUCACCCCCCUGCGCUCCAUCAAAACUCUUCAUCUGGCCCAGAAUCCCUUUAUGUGUGACUGCCACCUGAAGUGGCUGGCUGACUACCUGUUUGACAACCCUAUUGAGACCAGCGGUGCACGCUGCAGCCACCCCAGGAGGCUGGCUAACAAGAGAAUCAGCCAGGUCAAAGGAAAGAAGUUCAGGUGCACAGGUCAAGAGGACUACCGCAGCCGUCUGAGCGGCGAGUGCUUUCAGGAUCUGGUUUGUCCGGAGAAAUGCCGCUGCGAGGGCACGGUGGUCGACUGUUCCAACCUCAAACUGACACGAAUACCGCCACACAUCCCCGAAUACACCACAGACCUGCGGUUAAAUGAUAAUGAUAUUACCAGCUUGGAGGGGAUGGGAACUUUCAAGAAGCUGCCCAACUUAAGGAAGAUAAACCUGAGCAACAACAAACUGAGGGAGAUCCGUGAAGGUGUUUUUGACGGAGCGGGUGGAGUUUUAGAGCUUCUGUUGACAGGAAACAAACUAACGGCGGUGCAUGGACGCAUGUUCAGAGGCCUCAGCGGCCUGAAAACUCUGAUGCUCCGGAGCAACCAGAUCAGCUGCAUUGACAACAGCACCUUCACUGGUCUGAGUUCAGUGCGUCUGCUUUCAUUGUAUGACAACCGGAUUGCCAGCAUUGCCCCAGGAGCCUUCUCAACUUUGCACUCUUUAUCCACCAUUAACCUCCUGUCCAACCCCUAUGUCUGUGAUUGUCACUUGGCCUGGCUGGGUCAGUGGCUGAAGAAGACCAGAGUGGUGAGCGGAAAUCCUCGCUGUCAGAAGCCUCCCUUCCUCAAGGAGAUCCCCAUCCAGGAUGUUGCAACCCCUGAUUUCACAUGUGAUGGGUCUGAGGAUAACAGCUGCCUUCCUUCAUCCGGUUGUCCUGAUGUCUGCACGUGUUCAGACGCCGUGGUGCGCUGCAGCAACAGAGGACUGCGCUCGCUGCCCAAAGGCAUUCCCAAGGACACCACUGAGUUAUACCUGGAGGGUAAUAUGCUGACAUCUGUGCCCAAGGAGCUGGCAGCUCUGAAGCAGCUGUCACUGGUAGACCUGAGCAACAACAGCAUCAGCACGCUGGCUCCAUACACCUUCAGCAACAUGACUCAGCUGGCCACACUCAUCCUGAGCUAUAACCAGAUUCACUGCUUCCCGGUCCAUGCCUUCGAUGGCCUCAAGUCCCUUCGCUUGUUGACUCUCCAUGGUAAUGACUUGUCAACUAUUCCUGAAGGAGCUUUUAACCACCUCACUUCCCUUUCCCACCUAGCACUUGGUGCCAAUCCUUUGUACUGUAACUGUGACUUACGCUGGCUCUCUCAGUGGGUCAAAGCCGGAUUUAAAGAGCCCGGCAUUGCUCGUUGCACUGGACCAGCUGACAUGGCUGACAGACUCCUGCUCACAACACCGCUCAACCGAUUCCAAUGUAAAGGCCCUGUGGAUAUCAACCUCGCCACAAAGUGCGCCCCCUGCUUGGCAGCCCCCUGCCAGAACAACGGAACCUGUGUAUCAGAUGCUGCUGGGUCCUACCGCUGCAACUGUCCAUAUGGAUUUAAGGGUCAAGACUGUGAAAUACCCAUCAAUGCCUGUGUUAGCUUCCCCUGUUUAAAUGGAGGAACCUGCCACAUUCAGCCCGGACACAAAGAAGAGUUCAGCUGUGUGUGUCCAGCCGGGUUUGAGGGUCAGCGCUGUGAGAUGAACCCAGAUGACUGUGAAGACAACGACUGCGAGAACAAUUCCACCUGCGUUGAUGGGGUCAACAACUACACCUGCGUCUGUCCCCCAAACUACACAGGCGACCUGUGUGAUGAGGUUGUUGAUCCCUGCCUAAGUGGGUUUCACUCUUGCCAGCACGACUCUAAGUGCAUACCUGUUGGUCGCAGUUACAGAUGUGAGUGUUUACCAGGCUAUGUGGGCCAGCACUGUGAGCAGGACUUUAAUGACUGUUUGGAGAAUAAAUGUCGGCAUGGAGCGGAGUGUGUGGACGCCGUCAACGGAUAUACCUGCAUCUGCAGGAAGGGUUUCAGCGGGCUGUUUUGUGAGAACCCUCCACCAAUGAUCUUGCUGCAAACCAGUCCCUGCGACCAAUCAGAGUGCCAGAACAGCGCCCAGUGUCUGGUGGUUGCUGGAGAACCUAUUUGCCGCUGCAUUCCUGGCUAUUAUGGGGAUAAAUGCGACAAGGUGUCAACUGUUCACUUCCUGGGUCGUGAUGGCUACGUGGAGCUGCCAGGCACCAAGCUCCGCCCAACUGCUCACAUUUCUUUGCAGAUGGCUACAGAGAGAGACAAUGGCAUUUUGUUGUACAAGGAAGACCAUGACCCCCUGGCUCUGGAGCUUUACCAGGGACACAUACGACUCAUUUACGACUUUGCCAACUACCCACCAACUACUGUGUACAGUGUUGAGUCUGUGAACGACGGCCUUUUCCAUACAGUUGAGCUGUUGAUUCAGAACCAUUCUCUGAGCUUGGUGGUGGAUAAUGGCGCCCCGAAGAGCCUGGGCAAGCUCGCUCGCCAGCCCUCCGUGGACCACAACACUCAGCUUUACAUAGGAGGGGUACCCUCCCAUGUGGUGGCCGCAGGUUUGCGUCCGGGCCCUGAGCGCCCCCCGCAGGCCUUUAACGGCUGCUUUCACAACUUUCGGAUCAACGGGGAAAUUCAAGACCUGAAGUUUGGAUCCACAGGAGAAAAGCAGCCACAGUCACAAGUGGUUGAAGGCAGGGGCGAUGGCAUUCUUGUGGGGUGUCAUUCCUGCAGCGUGUGUGCUCAGGGCGCCUGCAGAGAAGGAGGGGAGACGGGGGUCACUUGUCAGUGCCCUCCAGGACAGAGCGGGGUUCUGUGUGACGAGACCACAGCCCCUGAUCUCUGUCUGAACAGCAGAUGUGUUCAUGGUUCAUGCGUGCUAAAGGGUCAGUCUUACAGUUGUCAGUGCAAUGACGGCUACUGGGGUCAGUUCUGUGAUCAGCGGCAGGAACCUGCAGCCUGUAGGGGGCAGCACUGCGGACAAGGGGAGUGUCACGUGUCAGAGCUAGGAAAGCCGGUCUGCCACUGUCAGCCGGGCUUCACGGGACCGACCUGUGAUACAGAACUCACGUGUCCGGGGAUAAUGGUGCGGGAGCAGCUGAAGCGGCACCAAGCCAUGAGAACCUGCACGACUGUUAACAAGAUCCCACGCAUGGACUGUCCCAGAUAUUGCCAGGCGCCCCCUGGCGUCUGCUGCGGCGUCACCAAGACCAGGCGGAGAAAGGUGGUCUUCCGCUGCACUGACGGCACCUCAUAUUCAGAGGAGAUGGAGACCCCUCUGGAAUGUGGCUGCUCCAAAUGCCCGUUGUAACGGCACAGCACCAUGCCGGGGUUGUUCUGCAACACACACCGCUGCCAAUUUUGUGAGGCUUUUUGAGAAUUUUCCUCGCUGAUGAGCACCAGCACCACGCAGUCAAUCAUCCUGUUCAACCGCCGCCACUUCGUUGUCAAGAGAAGCCGCAAAACGACGGAGCUGGGACAUUUUUGUGUGAUUUUUGACAGAGAGAAAAUAUAUUGUAAGAUAUAAGUGAGAAACAUAGAACUUAUUUUUAUUAUGGAUUUUUUUAAAGAUAAUAAACGGACUGAUAACUUGUUUUUAAUAAAGCUGAUUAUACAAGGUGUUACAUAGUAGAAAACUGUAUUUUCUAUUUUGUAAGAAGGAAAAAGUUCACGCAGCAUUAACAUUCCUUAAAUGCAUAUGAAUAUGUAAGUGUAAAUGUAUAGGUUAUGUACCCUAACCAAAUGAAUUUUAUAUCUUGUGUUCUUCCAUGAUGUAAAUGUGAGUGCUGAAGCUGCAAAUGAGAGCUGGUUCUGCUCUGACGGACAGGUGGCGGUCUUUUAACGGCCUCUGUUGCUUCACUCUAACAGACGUCUUCCUCACACGCCGGUUCACACAAAAGACUCUUUCCACAGAGACGGUUAAACACCUUCUGUUUUGUGCUAGUUUGCUUUUGAACAGCAGACUUGGAGCCUCAUGAAGUGUAAAAUUAAAAAAAAAUCUGGGUUCCCCGUUUACAUCCACAAUGAUAAAAAUGACAUUUUAAAUCCCUGAGAUGGAACUAAAUAGCUUCUAAAA